Molecule: messenger RNA, 1167 nt
Organism: Python bivittatus (Burmese python)
Lineage: Eukaryota; Metazoa; Chordata; Lepidosauria; Squamata; Pythonidae
Source: RefSeq, a predicted model, not a curated record
AUGGUGGGAGCAACCCGACCUCAUGCGUUGUACAGUUUGACAGAUUCCACCCCUGCCCGGACAAUUUGGGUCUACCGAAAUGGUGAUCCAUUCUACUUGGGGAGGAAGUUUAUAAUCAACCACCGAUACGUGCCCACCUUUGAAGCUUUCAUGAUACAGCUGAAUGAAGGUGUGCCAACACCCUUUGGGGUGCGGAACCUGUAUACACCCCGGCAAGGGCAUGUUAUUACAGACCUACCUGACUUGCAGCAGGGAGGUAGAUACGUGGUUGCUGGCAGGGAAAAGUUUAGGAAGCUGAAUGUUUUCACAAAUGGAGAUAUCUUGAUACCACCUGUGAAAAUCCUUAUACCUAAAUUUACACUAAAUAAUUGGAAUGGUGUCCUUGGACUUGUAAAUGAAAAAGUAGUUCCUCGCUCUGGGGGUAUUCAUAGAUUGUUUACUUUAAAUGGUCAGCCUGUAUACGGACCUGAUAAAUUAGAAGAUAACCAAUUUUAUAUUGCAUGUGGCAAAGAAAGAUUCCAACGUUUGCCAUACUGGCAGCAUCCUAAAGUUCCAGAAAAUAUUCGUCGAGCUUUUUCACAUUCACCAGAACCUCCAGAAAAGCCCCCUCUGAAAAAGCCUCCUGGAGAAGCACCUAAACAAGGACAUCGCGUUCUGACUCCCAUGCAAGUAUCAACACAAGGAGAAGGAGAUAGGAUUUCUGUUUUUUAUGCAAAACCUGAGAAAACAAGUCAUGGAAAGGCUCCUAGACCGCUGUCUCCCAAUGAUGGGCAUAGUGUCUAUAUAGCUCGAAAAUCCCCAAGAGAAAUUGAAGGGGCUCAUCAGAUUCAAGAAGACAAAGAUGUUCAAGUGGAAAUACCCAUUGAUCAGGUUCCAGCUGAGGUCAUCCAGGAUGAGGAGAUUUAUUCAGAUCUUGGGAGUAUAAAAGACCAGGCUCCAGCUGAGAUUGUUCAGGAUGAGACAAUUGAUGCUGAGAAUAUAGAGGAACAGGCAAAAGAAGGUGAGAAACUUCAGGAGAAAAAAGGUGUUUUCAAAAAAGUGUUUGGAUUCUUUUUCAGUAGAUCAAAGAAAACAGAUAUAAAAGAAAAUGAUGAAAAACAAGAUGUGAAGAAACAAAUGGGUUACUCUCCAGACAAUGACCAGUGGGAUAUCUAUGAUUAUGAUUGA